ACAAUCGAAGCGGCCAGCCAUUCAUCUAGCCAAGGACCACCUAUUUAUUGCUUUUUUGCUUCGCAUUUGUACUCAUUUUUCGCCUCUCUCGAUCUCAAAUAUUGCUUGAGAAAAAGAUUCUAAACCCGAAAACCCCACAUUUGCACUCCAACUAAAAUUUGAAUCGCACCAUGCGCAAUUUUACAAAAUUAUUUCUUAGUUUAUCGCAUAUCCUUCUUGCGUUUUGCCGUGAGGACAGCAAGCCUUUGAACGCGAACAGCUCGAGCCCAGGCGAAGAUCAGGGAUCGAACCUACCAACAUCGCCUUAUGCUUCGAUAGCCAAAACAGCAGGGCCUAGUGGCAUUCUAAUUCAACCAAAAGGUGGCGCCGUUUUCAAGAAUCACGUAGGGGCUGUGGGGAACGUAGAAGUUAUUUAUAAGGGAGUUUCGGAUGGAACAAAUGAUGUUGGCGCCAGAACUUGUACGAUCGACCUUCAUUUAAUACCAGUUUCUAAUCAAAGUCAAACAGGAUCCAUCAACCUCAGCAGCGAAUCGGUAAUUCAUCUCUCCUACGGCUUGAGACCCCAUGACAGUGGUAGUGACCAACCCAUCUGGGCUAACUUUGUCCCACCCCCUGGAGCAUGUGGCGAUUUUCACUUGGUGGUCUAUGAGAGGCAGCUCUACAAAGACACUGUGAUUCAUUUUCAAUCCGCCGCUCCAAUAAUUCGCUUCGAGUGCGCCAACAUGGUUGCCCCAAAGAUCUAUCCCCCGAAUUCCAUCUCCGAGCUUUGAAAAGUGCUUUCGCGAAAGCGGUCACAUUCCAUCAACAUGAAUUCUUUGGUUGCAUAUUGGUACAGAUUAACAGAUCCAGUGUUCAAACAUAUAAUUAAUUUACAUAAUAUGAAUAAAACUACUUCAGUUUGCUUUUGAGCAUAGCAACCACGAUCCUGAGGUGAAAUUAUCAGCUCUGAUUGCGCAUGUCAUAAUAUGCCUGCUCAAGAUGAGUGGGAAGU
This is a messenger RNA of Puccinia graminis f. sp. tritici CRL 75-36-700-3, 991 nucleotides long. RefSeq lists its product as uncharacterized. NCBI's taxonomy places the organism in Eukaryota, Fungi, Basidiomycota, Pucciniomycetes, Pucciniales, Pucciniaceae. The transcript is spliced from 5 exons. The coding region runs from base 171 to 770 and encodes 199 amino acids. The record is from RefSeq and is a predicted model, not a curated record.